This is a messenger RNA of Tuber aestivum (summer truffle), 2478 nucleotides long. Lineage: Eukaryota; Fungi; Ascomycota; Pezizomycetes; Pezizales; Tuberaceae. The record is from the annotation of a GenBank genome assembly.
AUGGAGCAACGAAAGGCCGAGAUAGCCGCAAAGAAGGCGAAGCUCGCCGAGAUCAAACGUCGAAAUCAGGAACGGCAACAGUCCCUAUCAAGCUCCAGACGAAGCCCAGAUGUUAGUAAGACUGAAUUAAGCUCUUUCCCUCUAUAAGCCAAAACUUGUGUUGGAAUUGGCCCGGGCUAACCGGCGGGAUCUCACCGUCUGUUCCGACAUAGCUCACAUCUCCUCAUCCUCGAUCCUACAAUAACCGGCAGAGCGUCGAGGAACUGGUGGCUGGUCUGGUGGGCGAACGGCCGUCGUCUACGGGGCCGGGUGGGAUUAGGGGCAGUAGUAGGCCCGGCUCCGUAGUGUCUGUUGCCGAGAGUGGAAUCUCGGAGGCUCCUUCCCCUACAAUUCACUCGUAAGAGAGCUCUGAAAAUUGUUACCCCUGCCGAUAAUGUUUCUGAUUGUGGCUUUAGUCUUAGCGGCCUUACUAUGACCUCGGGGAUUGCGGCCGACGGCACACCCCUCACAUUACAAAACAUUUCUACUGCACCUCUCACGGUUUUAUAUGACGAGCCACCGUCACCUGUUCGCGAGAUCGUGACAUAUAGUAAGGAGGUACAGACCUCCGAGGCUUGGACAGAAGCGGAUGGAGGGGAUGAUGAAAAGGGUUCCCUCAAGACGGAUGAGGAGCUACGGGAGCGGAUGCGGCAGGAAAUCGUGGAAGAGCUUAAGCAGCUGAAAGCUACAGAUUCCGAGGAGCAAGAUGAGAAAGCUGAUGGAGAAACUGCCAAUGGGGGUUUUUUUGUCAGGGAAUUAUCGGACGAGGAGAAGGCAGCUAUUACAGCUUCUGAAGAGUUUGUCGACUUCAUUGAAAGGUCUUCGAAGGUUGUGGAAAGAGCUUUGGACAUGGAAUACGAUGUGUUGGCGGACUACGGUUUGGGUGUGAACGGGGAGGACGAGGAACAGGCUGGAAGGAAGCUUAAAGAGGUUGCCCAAUUCUACGAUGAGAGGUGGUCAAAGAAGCGGAUGAUAAGCGAUAUCAAUUACUCACCAAAGGUAUUAGUGUUUGGUUCCGAGACGGGUUGGGAGAAUUUGUGAUAACUGAUUUUCUGAAACAGUUUCCAGAAUUGCUUUUGGCUUCUUACACCAAGAACCCUUCGGCGCCACAUGAUCCCGACGGUUUGGUUCAGGUCUGGAAUAUACAUUUGCACGAUAGACCCGAAUACGUGUUUCACGCUCAGGUUUGUUUCUUCUCCGCCUUUAGGUGUACCGCUCGGGGUUUAACAUGCGGCAUAGAGUGACGUUCUGACAGCCCGGUUCUCACCUUUCCAUCCCAACCUGAUUGUAGGAGGUGCCUACAGCGGUCAGGUUCUGCUAUGGGACACCCGUGCCAAAUCACAACCGGUAUUGAAGACUCCCCUAACAGGCUCAGGUCACACACAUCCGGUAUAUUCGGUUUCGGUUAUUGGAACACAAAACGCGAACAACAUCCUAAGUUGCUCUACCGACGGAGUGGUCUGCGGCUGGACAGUGGACAUGCUCGCACAGCCGCAGGAAUUGCUGGAACUAGCCACUCCCGUUCCUUCAAAGACCGAUGAUCUCAGUCCCACGUGCAUGGCAUUCCCCCACUCUGACCCAACCUACUUCCUCGUCGGGACAGAAGAGGGCACAAUAUACCCCUGUCACCGCUACGACCGAGCCGGUGCAAAGGCGGGAGUGGAGCCACGUAUUUCAUACAAGGGACAUGCGGGACCUGUCAUGUCCGUGGACUUCCACCCUGUCCGUGGCCCCGUAGACCUGGGUGACCUGGUCCUCAGCAGCUCACUGGAUUGGAGCGUUAAACUCUGGAAAGCCCGCCCUCCAGCCGCUACAACUGCAACGGCAAACGGAACACCACAAGCCGCCGCACCAAUAAUGGAAUUCAGCAGAGAAGACGUCGUCUACGACGCUGCCUGGAGCCCAACCAAACCUGGCGUAUUCGGCCUAGUGGACGGAGCGGGCCAGCUGGAGAUUUGGGAUAUCACUGUGGACACGGAGGUACCCAUUGCUAAAGCCUCGCCAAGUUCUAGAGUUGGGGCCACCCACCUAACCAAGAGUUUGAACAAGAUUGCUUGGGAGGAACAUGAUGGAAAGAGGGUUGCAGUGGGAGGGCUAGAUGGUAUGGUGACCGUUUUCGAAGUUGCGAUGGACCCGCCAAGGAACGAGGAAUGGGCGAGUGUUAAGAGGUUGAUUGGCAGGACGGAGGGGGUGGUGCAGGGGAAGUAGUUUUGGCGGUGUGUCUAUGGGGGAGCGUUUGUGUUUUUAGUUUGGAAGAUGGGGGGGAAUUCGUGAUGCAUUCAUAAUAAGCUUCCACGGGUUCUAUUUAUUUUAUCAUUAAAUUUUUUAUCUUUUUAUCUAUCUUUUUAUCUCUUUAUCUUUUUUUUUAUUUUUUAUUUUUUUAGUAAAUUUUACUUUGCAGGCCGGCCGAUACCAUGUUGUACGCUGCGGCACCUGGGG